This is a messenger RNA of Xenopus laevis (African clawed frog), 4978 nucleotides long. It is a transcript of the gene per2.L, whose product is annotated as period circadian regulator 2 L homeolog. The record is from RefSeq and is marked provisional. Gene Ontology annotation, cellular component: cytoplasm; nucleus. Gene Ontology annotation, biological process: circadian regulation of gene expression; entrainment of circadian clock by photoperiod; negative regulation of transcription by RNA polymerase II. Lineage: Eukaryota; Metazoa; Chordata; Amphibia; Anura; Pipidae. Gene Ontology annotation, molecular function: transcription corepressor binding; transcription cis-regulatory region binding.
AACUGAAGGAGAGCGGAGACUGGAGAACUGGGUUAUAACGUCAGCUGUCCUUUACUGAGGGGCUAGGCACCGGAAGUGCCCAAUAAUGAACUAACAGUGGGGAGCCUAGUGCCCUACCGGAGCGUGUAGGGAACAGCUGUCAGAGGCAUAAGGAAUUCCUGAGACCGUAGCUUGGAAAGCCGGCAGGUGGCCACAACAUUGUGCCUGACGAUUCCCCCUCAUUUGAUACAAUGCCCACUCAGUGCAUGGAAUUACAGACAGAUUGUUUUUCAUUGCAGGGGCAUAGUUCAUCCACUCUCCCAUCCAGUCAACAUGGACACUGUGGAGAUUCUACUCUGCUGAGUGAAAGCCCAUUACUGAAUAAGUCUUGCUUGGAAAUGACAUCUUUACAUGAGCAGGGUGAAGCAGCAAGACAUAAGGCUAUCUUUGGCAUACCUUCCAUUGAUAUGGACCUCAGUGUUCUCUUUGGUCCGGAAGACGUCUCAUCAAAAGGGAAUCGUGAAAACCAGGGGACUGAUCCCGGCUCUGUCCAGUCAGUAGGCUCUUUACCAAAAAUGCACUCUGCCUCCAUCAGACCAUUUGCUAGUGAUCAUAUACCAGAACCGAUCCAGGUGGAAAAGCCUGAAGAACUGGGGGACCAAGGGAUCACUCUUCAAGAAGAUGUGGAAAUGAGUAAUGACUCUAUGAGCAAUGAAGUUACAGAAUCUGAGGAAAAUGGAAAGGAACUUUCAGAAAAGAGCUGCUCCGACGUCCGCUCUCCUCAAUGCAGCUCCAAUGCUUUCUCACUAAUGAUGGCUGACACUGAACACAACCCAUCUACUAGUGGAUACAGCAGUGAACAGCCAGAUAAAGAGAAAACUCAGAAGGACUUGCUGAAAACUCUUAAGGAGCUACGAUCCCAUCUGCCACACGAUAAGAGAAUCCGUGGCAAAUCCAGCACUGCUGCAGCGCUCAAAUAUGCUCUACACUGCAUCCAGCAAGUUCAAGCAAAUGAAGAGUACUCCCAGAUGCUAAUGGUGAACGGGGAGCUGCCAUGCCGCUUAGAGGUGUCGUGCUACUCUGUGCAGGAGAUUGAGAAUAUCACUUCAGAGUAUACUCGAAACAAUACGGACAUGUUUGCUGUAGCAGUUUCCUUGGUUACUGGAAGGAUCAUCUAUAUUUCAGAGCAAGCUUCGGUGGUCCUACGUUGUGGACCAGACAUGUUCUCACAGAUUCGUUUUGUUGAACUAAUUGCCCCACAGGAUGUCAAUGUAUUCUACAGCUCAACCUCUCCGUACAAACUGCCAUCCUGGAAUAUCUGCUGUGGGGCAGAUUCUAGUUAUGUGGAUUGUAUGGAGGAAAAAUCCUUUUAUUGCCGCAUCCGCUGUGGACGGGUAUCCAGAAAAGAAAUUUUGUACCACCCUUUCCGGAUGACCCCUUACCUGAUCUGGGUGAAGACAGAGGAGACUGCUAAGGAGCAGCUGUGUUGUGUGCUGUUUGCUGAGAGGGUUCAUUCUGGCUAUGAAGCUCCUCGGAUCCCUGCUGAUAAACGCAUCUUUACCACUACUCACACACCAAGCUGUUUGUUCCAAGACAUAGAUGAGAGGGCUGUGCCCCUUCUUGGAUACCUGCCCCAGGAUCUAAUUGGAAGCUCUAUUUUAUUGCAUAUUCAUCCCAAAGACCGACCCCUUAUGCUAGCUGUGCACAAGAAAAUUCUGCAGAAUGGAGGGCAACCUUUUGAUUUCUCCCCAAUCCGUUUCUGUGCUCGUAAUGGGGAAUACAUCACUAUUGACACUAGCUGGUCCAGCUUCAUCAAUCCCUGGAGUCGCAAAGUGUCCUUCAUCAUUGGCCGGCAUAAAGUUAGAACGGGCCCAGUCAAUGAAGAUGUCUUUGCUGCUCCACCACACACUGAAGAUAAGUCUCUACAUCCUGGGAUUCAGGAGAUCACAGAACAAAUCUAUCACCUCCUUAUGCAGCCUGUGCACAACAGCAGCUCCAGUGGAUACGGCAGUCUGGGCAGCAAUGGUUCCCAUGAGAAUCCGAUGAGUGCAGCAUCCUCCAGCGACAGCAAUGGAAAUUCAAAUGAGGACAUAAAGGACAAACAUGUUGCAUGCCAGGACCUUAUGAGAGAACAUGGCCGUGCCAUCAAAGAAAAUAAGGAGAAGCAAAAACUGACAAAAAAUCUGCUAAUAGAUCAUUCUCCCGGCACCAGGGAUUUUAUUAAAGAAGUCAUUACAGAUGGUCCUGGUAGUGGUCCCUGUCCUGUACAAAGUGAAGAUUUGCCAACAAAACAGCACCCGUACUCCUAUCAGCAAAUCAGCUGCCUAGACAGUGUUAUCAGGUAUCUGGAGAGCUGCGGCGUGCCAACAAAAAGCAAGUGGGAUUCUUCUGGCUGUAGAGAGAUGGCUUCCUCUCACUCUGACCAUAAUCCUCUUCAGCACCAAAAAACAGAGUUGGAAAAGAGUUUUCUCAGUGGUGAAGCCAAGCUUAACCAAGGCAACCUGGUUGUGUCGGAAACCUUACCCAAGUUGCCAAGCUGCACUACUUGCCCAUCUCUCAAACUCAUGUCUCAAGCUUCUUCCUCAGGCCCUUGCAUCAGUCUCGUUACUGGGGUGCCAGACUCUACUAUUUCCUCGCUGCAGGCAACACAACCUCUUUCUGCACAGGGCUCUCUGCCUUGCACCCCACUCACCUCUAUCUCUGUUGCACCCUGUCCUGCCCUUACUCCUCUAUCUCUGGGCGCCAAGGCUGAAAGUGUAGUAUCCUUCACCAGUCACUGCAGUUACAGCAGCACAAUUGUACAUGUUGGUGACAAGAAGCUGCAGCCCGAAACAGAGAUGGAGGAUGGUCCAUCAGCCCCGGGGGAUCCAGCACCCAUUUCUGCUAGUGUGGCAGAGUCAUACAGACAGAUGGGACUAACCAAGGAAGUGCUGGCAGCCCACACUCAGAGAGAAGAGAAUGAUUUUCUCACUGGCUUUAUGGAUAUCAAAAAACUCAGUGCCUUCCAGGACCGGUGCAAUAGCUACCUGCAUGAAAGGCCAGGGGCCCCACGUACACGCCGUGCCCAGGGAGCGGAUACAUCCUGGAAGAGAACUGGCAAAACUCGAAAGCCUAAAACAAAGAGAGUGCGCCCAGAAUCCUGGGAUAGCAGCAGUUCUGGUGCUCAACAAGCCCCUCGAUGCCCUCUGCCUGGUCUCAACACUACGGCCUGGUCACAAUCUGAUGCCUCACAUGCCAGCUAUCCUCCAUUGCCAUACCCUGUGCUUCCUGCCUAUCCCCUACCGGUAUUUCCUUCACCACAGAUUCCGGUGCCAAACGAAACUGCUCAGAUUCCUUCGGCCAAUGCAUCUACUUCUCAGCCUUUCCCUGCACCAUUGCUUCCCCCUAUGGUUGCCCUAGUUUUGCCUAACUAUGUGUACCCUGCCAGCCUACCAACUUCUCUUUAUCCAGGGCCUGCACCUCAGCCUGCAUUUCCUGCGCAGCAAACUUCAUAUCUUCCCCAAUCCACCUUCCCUGCUUCACAGCCUACUUUUCCUGCUCCAGCCCCAGCAUUCUCUGUUCCGCAACCUAAUUUCACUGUUGCACAGCCUGUAUUCCCCACACCACAAAAUGCAAUGUCCGUUCUGCAACCAUUAUAUACUCCGCAGCCUGUGCAGAUCCCUUUCCCAGCACAGCCCAUGUCAUUUCCCAUUCCUGCCACUACACUAAAGAUGAAAGAGGGGAUUUCUCGCUCUUCAACUCCACAAGAGCCGCCAUCUCCCCCUCUUUUCCAGUCACGCUGUAGCUCUCCAUUGCAACUCAACUUACUACAGUUGGAAGAGACCCAGAAAGUGGACCAUACUGAAGGAAACACAGGAUCCACAGAUAAAGGUGGCGGAAGUAGCUCUGUUUUGGUGAAACUAUCUGAAGACUCUGAGCUGCACCUCUGUAGAGCAGCACCUCCUGCAGAUGCUCAGAACAGUGAUGCCAUGUCAAUCUGCAGUGAUCUAAUGGACUUUCUGAGGGAGGACGCAUCUUCUGGUACAUGUUCUGCCUCUUCUGCCAUCUCAGACUCCAUGACGUCAGGAUCACAUGGCAAUGGUACAUCUGGAAGUCAAACAGGAAGUAGUUUGACAAGCCGGAGCAGCAAGUACUUUGGAAGUGUAGAUUCAUCUGAAGACAAAGCGCAUGGGGGGCAGGAGACCAAAUCUCCAAGUAGUAAAAGCAUUAUGAAAUAUGUUCUCCAGGAUCCAGUAUGGCUGCUCAUGGCCAAUGCAGAUGAGAAUGUGAUGAUGUCUUACCAAAUCCCAAAGAGGGAUAUUGAAGUAGUUCUGAAAGAGGAUCGCGAGAGGUUGAAAUCUCUCCAAAAAAUUCAGCCUCAUUUCACAGAGGAUCAGAAAAAGGAACUGGGAGAGACUCAUACCUGGAUGCACCGAGGAGGACUGCCCAGAGUAACGGAAGUGACAGACUGUGUUUACUGCAGAGGUAGAGGUUCAGAGUAUGGGGAAGCUGUCCAAGCACUGGAGUUGAGUGAAAUCAUGGAGUCAUGUGAUUAGAAUCAAACAUGGAAACUACUGACUGUCUCCUGAAUUGAUCACCAGCUACUUCACACUCACCAGCAGAGGAUACAGGGCUUCACAUUGUGCAUUCCUGGCUGCCUAGGAAAUACUUGCUCUCAACACUGAUUUCCCCUUUAUGUUGUCUGUUUCAUACAGAUUUAUGAAGUUCAUCAACCAGGCGUCAUGUGGAUCCUUGAACAGGAAAGAUGUACCAGUACUAUUCUAUAUAACAAUUUGAAUUGCCCUUGCAGACUGGCCACACUAUCCUCUAGGCCACUGGUUCCCAAACUGGGCCUGUCCCCUCCCCCCAAUGGGUGGCUUGGAACAGUGACAGGUGGGGCUCAGCCUAAAGGCCGGUUAAGUGUGCGAAUUGGCGAGAAUGGUCAUUGGCUCUCCUUGAUAAAUCUGAAAUCCCAUCUUGAAGGUCAGUUAGGGUGAGAUAUGGGUUGAAUAUGUAUUUC